AUGUCAGGAGACAAAUAUGAUCUUAUUGUGGUUGGGUCCGGCUUUGCUGGGUCCGUCACAGCUCUAUCUUUGUUGGAAACGUGUAAAGCUCAGAAGAAACCCGGACGAGUGGUUAUCGUGGAAAGUGGAAAAGAUGGAGAGAGAUGUGGAGCUUCGCGGUGGACGUCAGCUUAUCUCAGGCUUGAUAAGGACAACAACCUUGACCCUGCCCGGAUCGACGAGAUGGACAGAGUCAGCCAAGGUCUGCAUAACAGAGACUAUUGUGCAAAGAUGUAUGUCGAGGUUCCAAAGACCAUGGCCUACCUCCUCGAGCACGGGGUGAAAAUCAAUCAUCACGUGAGUUGA
Messenger RNA from Cladophialophora psammophila CBS 110553, 345 nucleotides. RefSeq lists its product as uncharacterized. Bases 1 to 345 code for a protein of 114 amino acids. The transcript has a single exon. NCBI's taxonomy places the organism in Eukaryota, Fungi, Ascomycota, Eurotiomycetes, Chaetothyriales, Herpotrichiellaceae. The record is from RefSeq and is a predicted model, not a curated record.